CAUCCCAAUUGUACUUGGUGGAAUAAUCAGAGAUAAUACCGAUGUUCUUAAAUCUUCUUUAUUUGUCUUCAACCGAAGCUACAGUAAUCCUCUUUAUCCAAUAGCUAUAUACAGACGGCGAGAUAAGUAUUUACGUAUCCAGAGGUAAAUGUUAACUGCUCUUUGGUAAAUGAUCACCAACCCAAUAUAACAACAUAUUUAUAAAACUGCUGUACUUUAAACAAGCCCUUUGUCACAUUACUAAUAACAGCCAGUUAUACUCUCUUGUUCUAUCAUAAAUAUAAAUGUAAGGUAUAUCAUUUACUAUUUGAAUCUGUGAAUACCCUUGAAUUAAAAAUAUGAAACCACCUAUCUGCUAGCAAUAUGAAUUGGCUAGUGGUAUCCAAAUCAUUACUCUUUAAUAGUCCUUGCUUACCAAAAAACUGUAUAGAUUUGGCUGUUGUUUCAGAUAACAGCUGUGCAGCUAGAAUAACAUUCAUUCUUCUAGGUCCUUCUACAUCAAUAUGAGUAUCAUUUAAUUUGAACGAUGUCUUUAAGUCUUUCCUACUUCUCUUGACUAUCUCUCGUAUGCUUGAAUUUGUCACAUAAUUGCAUCCUUUGCUGGAUCCAUUUGUCUUGUGUUUCUUUAUCUUUCGGAAACCGAUAAUAAUUAUAAAUUGAUUUUCCUAUCGAAUAAUUUGUACAGUCACGCACUGCGCAUGACAAGUUGGUGCGAGUUAAAAUUCUGUUGGCCUUGGGACCAAUAUGACUUUGGAACAGAGCAAGGCCGUGAGACAGAUUGAGAGGGGGGGAGAUGGAUGUCUGACCUUCUGGCCAACUCAUUACAGACUGACCAUAGGUUCAGCCAGGACCUCUUUUGAACCUAUUGACGUCAUGGAUGCGCAUACGACAAAAAUUUCAAGCGGCCGUGGGUUGACCUGUUAAAAUUCUAUUAAAAUUCUAUUGGCCUUGGAGUCAUCAUCCAUCACAAGUCGUCUCAUCCUGGCCACGAGUUACCAUUCCCAGUUCUGUAUUUUUGGUGUUAGUUAUUACUUUUUAUUUAAGUAUCUAAUUGCUAUGUUAGAUAAUUAUAUUUCACAGUCUUUAACAACAUCAUAAUCCUCUAAACCUGGUUAAUAUGAUAAAAUAUGCUGCAUAAUGGUGGAAAAUCAGCGCAGAAGUUAUGAUGAGAAACAACAGUUUACUAACACAAAUGAUUAUAAAAUACAUUAUCAGUCAUUGCUGAUGACUUUAAAUGAAAACUCAGUUCUUGCGACUUUCAUAUUUUGUAAACUGUUCAACCAUUUGUUUUUCAUUUGCAUUGCAGUGGGUACCUUUUUGAGGCCUAGAUGGCAUUACUAGUUGGCAACAUUCCGAUCUCCAUACUGCACCCAAAAUAGUAAUGCUCCAUUUGCCAUUUUGCAUAAAAUACACAAUUUAGAAGCAGAUUCUCUCCUCAGAUAUGCAUACAAACUUACAUCAAAGGCAUUAAAUCCAUCGAGUCUAGAAAGGCAAAACGUCAGCCUUGCUCUACAAAUUUUCAACGAAUAUGUCAUAGAAGCACUUUUGACAACGGGAAGUGGCCCUCCUCCUUGGCAAGCACCUCGCUGGCAAAGGGCGGACUGCAUUCAAGGCCCUUCCCCUGAAUGAGCGACAAGACCUCGCCCUCGUCCGAGAGGCAAUCCCUGGGGCUUACGAGUUGACCCCAGACCGGUGGAGGCAGAAAUGGAGGACUAUGCCCAAGGAGGCUAAUCAGACAUGGGUAGAGUGGGUAGCAAAGAAGACACCGGCACUCCAUAGGUGGACGAAGGCCUCCAACGCAACAUCUGCUGAGGAGGUCUUAGAACUCUUUCAAUUUGAGGACUUCCUUUCCUACACCCCCCUGAUCUUGCCACCCACUUGGUGGACAAGACCCCUAAGACUAUUUUGGAGUGCUGUAAGUGGGAAGAUGCCUAUGACACCCACUAUCCAUUGCAGAGUUCUUUAAAGAAAAUACACCCUGCUCUCCCCCUCACUCCUGCUGCCACCUCUCAGCCUACCCAGCGCCCCAAUAACCCUCCUCGGAAACCUGUGUGUGGGCAUUGCAAUAAACCAGGUCACACUACAGAGCAGUGCCUCUCAAAGAUGGAUCCUCCUCAGCGAGCUGCCACCACUCCUCCGAAUGGACUACCCAAUCAUUAUAACAAUAAGAACAACGGCCAUUGGAACAGAAACAACAGGCCCAGGCCUGAUUUUAGCAAGAGUUUCUGUGACUCAUGCAAAGUGCAUGGGCACAUUGCUGCCUGGGCAGGAUGCCCCAAGAAAGCUCCUGUUUCUGCCAUCGCUAUGGCCAUGUUGAAUCCAUCAGCUCUAGGCCCUCCUGCUCAGGGCCCCAUAUUGGUCGCACCUCCCAGGGGUCACUAUCCUGCCCACCAGGUCCGAGCUUUCGACGACACUGGUGUGCAAGUAUCCAUCAUCGGAGAGGAUAAAAUUCCUUACGGAGCUCAGGUUGACAGGCACCAGUUCAUCACGAUAGAGAGCCUCAACCACGUCAAGAUGUUCUUACCUACUGUCCGGUUGAGAGUCACACGACCUCACCAUUCUAAGUUAUGUACCAUGGCAGUAGCAACCUAUAGACCAGGAGGUUAUGAUGUCCUGCUAGGACAAGAUUUUAAGUCUCCUCCUACCUCUAUACUGUAUCAGGGCCCCUGCCCUCACAUAGCUCCAGACCCAUUCCACAGGCCUCCAAGAACUACCUCUGCACAGCCAGUGCCACUUGAAGGUGCCAGGCAGUGCCAGGCUCCAUCUCUCAUGGAUGUUGAGCCACGUUCGAGUCCUUCCACUAAGCCAGGAACGGCCUCAGUGCCACUGCCAAGGCAAGACUCGAGUCUUCCUCCUGGGGCUCUAACUCCUGGUCGCUCUCCCACUGCUGGCUUGGCCCCACUACCCAUGCCAGCCAGCAAUCAAGGAAGAGCCAAUUCCAAUAGGAUUCCUCCAGGACACCCAUGAUCAUAGAGGACACUCCACCAACGGUGCAGCCUCGCAGACCACCCCAGAGUCGGUCCUCCCCACGGGUAAGCCCAUCCCCAAAUACCAUUACCUCAUCUUAUCCCCCUCCGUCAGCAGCUAACCGGUCCUAGAGUAAUGACUCUGCCAAAUCCUAUUUGGCCGAAGAACUCAGGGAACCAAGCCACGCAGCAUAAGGCAUGGGAACGAGUGCCAAGGUCCCAGUUGUCACAACAGCUGGAGCCGAUGCCCCUGCGGAAUCUUCAAAGGGCUUGGAUCAUCCAAGGCCCCCAUGGCAUCGUCAAACUGACCUUGGAGAGGUCGAAGGAAGAAGGGAAAGGGGUGUCGAGGUUUUCCGAAACCUUACAAGAGCCAAUAGCCUCUCUGCACUAGUGCCUGGCACAUUUCCACCCUCUUAUACAGAAUUCUGACCCUCUCCAUCCAGAGGAGAGUGCCAGAUUCUGUUACUUCUACUUCCUUUUGUAACUUUCUAUUUAUUUUCUUUUUUUUGUACUGUUUGUAUCUUCUCUUCCUUGGUUUCCUUUCCUCUUAUUUACUGCCUUGAGGCAUUUAUUGUAUAUUGUAUGCUCUGCUUAGGCAGAGCCAAACCUGCCAGCCAUUCUGGCCUCGUAUAAAUUAGUACUUCUUUAUGAACUACCGUCGUAAAAGUGCCACAAUUGGCACCAUGCCCUAUUCUAGGCACUUAGAAUUCCCUUUGACUUGGGAAAAUUUUAGCCAGCAGGCAUUGCUAUAGCUUUAGAGAUAAUUUCGAAGCCUGGCUCGUUUAUACAUUGGUUGAUUAGCUUUUUGAUUUAGUGUUGUUCCAUAGUCUUUGUAUUUUGUGAAACUGCCAUUGUCUUUGGUGAAAUUUACACUUUUUUGUGUUAUCCUAUUUAAUCUCUAUGAAGAAUUACUUCAUUAAUUUUCCCCUUGUUAGUUUGCACUAAGGUUUACUUGGAUGUCAUUAAUACUGUUAGGUGUCUUCUUGUUACGAGACAAAGUUGCUUAACGAAACCAUAGGGCCAUCAACACACCUGAACGCGUCAUAUCACCCAUCAAGGGACGAGGAUUUAAAAGGAUUGGGAGCCAGCGGCUCAUGCUCAAAACAACUUUGGAGCUCAGAAUAACACCAGACCUAAGAUAGGUCAGAUCUCCUGCACCCGCCAGACGCCACCUUCUCCCCCUUUGUCUGCUUGCCCCUACUCUUUCUGGGAAGUCCCAAGUAUAUUUUUAAAAGGUCCAUAGUGCAUGGAAACAUCAAGGAGAAGACUACCAGCCCUCAAAUAUCCAGACAAACACUGUGCCUGAUUGUGGUAGAAGUUGGAAGCCCUUGGAGCAAGCUUGUAUUUUCAAUCCGUUUGCUCAAAAUUUCUAAACGCCGUGACUGGAUUGCUCCAGCCACGUGUUCCAGUGGAUCGACAAAGCGACCCCCCCUUUUUAGUCUCCUGGACCUCUGUAAAUUCAUGGAAAUACAGUGCAUUUAAAACUAGAGUCCAGCCUUUAUGUAAAUUCCUCCUUCCUCAGUAAUAUCGGCCUUAUGCCUGAGUAGUUUUUUUUUCCUUUGUUCUGAUCCCUUGUCCUCCAUUCAAGGCCAAAUUUUUCAGUGUUAACUACAUUUCCUAGGAGUGAACGAGGUGAAAUCAGAACAAACAUAAUUUAUAGUAAUGAGACAAAUGAGAAGCAAAUGAUGGACAUAACAAAAAUACUUACUAAACAAACAUGAAAAGCAUAGAAUGUAAGAAAAUGAACAUGAAACGCAUAGAAAGUAAGAAAAUGAACAUGAAAAGCAUAGAAUGUAAGAAAAAACAUGAAAAGUAUAGAAUGU
This is a messenger RNA of Macrobrachium nipponense, 4789 nucleotides long. RefSeq lists its product as uncharacterized. The transcript is spliced from 3 exons. The coding region runs from base 2104 to 2967 and encodes 287 amino acids. Lineage: Eukaryota; Metazoa; Arthropoda; Malacostraca; Decapoda; Palaemonidae. The record is from RefSeq and is a predicted model, not a curated record.